Molecule: messenger RNA, 4896 nt
Organism: Gadus chalcogrammus (walleye pollock)
Lineage: Eukaryota; Metazoa; Chordata; Actinopteri; Gadiformes; Gadidae
Product: LIM domain and actin-binding protein 1-like
Biological process (GO): actin filament bundle assembly
Cellular component (GO): plasma membrane; actin cytoskeleton
Molecular function (GO): actin filament binding
Source: RefSeq, a predicted model, not a curated record
AUUUUUACAAACACACACACACACACACACACACACACACACACACACACACACACACACACACACACACACACACACACACACACACACACACAGAUACGAUGCGUGUAAAUAUUGUCCAUCUAGGAUCUACACACACAGAUAUGAAACCAGGUAAGGAGAACGCGAUGCCUCCUCCCAUUGGUGGAGCUGAUCACAUGACCUGUGCUCCCUCCCACACACCUUUAUGCCCAGCUCGCUCCACCUUGGAUACUCAGAAGACUCCCGCAGUAGGUGUCAGGUGUCAAGGUUUCAUGAGAACGAGUGACUCACCAGAAGGGCUGAAAGAUGGCAGAGAUGGAGAGUGGCGGUCCGUUUAACCGCGGCGGCUGGGCCUCCCAGUCUCUCCGGGUGACGGCCCGGGAGCUGUCUCUGGUCAACGGCCGCGGGCGGAGCAACGCCAUGGUGGAGCGCUUCUCCAGAUAUCAGAAGGCUGCCGAGGAGUCCAACGCUGAGAAGAAAAAACCCUUUGUGAGCUCCAAGCCGGCGGUGAAGUCCGGCGGCCUGAGCGUGUUGAAGAAGCGCUGGGAGCAGGAAGGACCUCCUCCUCUUCGUGGCAAGCCCUCUCUCCCUCCCCCGAGGCCCAGACCUCUCUCGAUCCCGGUUCCUGCUGCCCUGCCCAAGCCCACUCCCACCGCUCCCACCACUCCCAGCCCUCCGCAGUCCCAGUCCCCGGGACCAGUGAGUCCUCAGGACAGCCUGGAGACAGUCAGCCGCUCCCAGCUCUCGACGGCAGCCGCCCCGACCGCCGCCGUGAAGGAACGGAGGAACGGGAUUGAGAAGGUGGAGAAGGUGGAGAAGCUGGAUCGCAGACCCAGCGAGAGCUCAGAGAAGGUGGAGCGCAGACCCAGUGAGAGCUCAGAGAAGGUGGAGAAGGUGGAGAAGCUGGAGCGCAGACCCAGUGAGAGCUCAGAGAAGGUGGAGAAGGUGGAGAAGCUGGAGCGCAGACCCAGCGAGAGCUCAGAGAGGGUGAAGAAGAUGGAGAAGCUGGAGCGCAGACCCAGCGAGAGCUCGGAGAAGGUGGAGAAGGUGGAGGAGAUGGAGAAGGUGGAGCGCAGACCCAGCGAGAGCUCGGAGAAGGUGGAGGAGGUGGAGGAGCAGGCGGUGUCCAGCCCCACGCCCUCAGAGGAGAAAACUAGUUUGGCCCUCAACAAUCUGAAGAUGAAGUUUGAAAAGGGCGAAACCAAGGGGCCCAGGGGGCCGCGGAGGACCUCCACCGAGGACAUGGACCAGCCCAGGGCCAUCGGGGUCUCAGCUCGGGGGAAGGAGGCUCCGUCCCUGAAGGACAAAAUGGCCAAGUACCAGGCGGCCAUCUCCAAACAGGGCCUCUCCAAAGCCGGCCAGGCCACAGAGACAACAAUUCACAAAGUGUCUCCGCUUCAAAAAAGUGCAUUUGGCUGCAAUGGAGACGGGGACCAGGCCAAGGUGUCCAGGAAGUUCUGCCCGGCGGUGAGAGAGACGUGCAUCGCGUGUCUGAAGGCCGUGUACCCCCUGGAGAAGCUGGUGGCGGACCUCCACGUCUACCACAAGACCUGCUUCCGCUGCGUCCACUGCAGCAUGAAGCUCAGCCUGGGGAGCUACGCCUCUCUCCACGGCAACGUCUACUGCAAGCCCCACUUCAGCCAGCUGUUCAAGGCCAAGGGCAACUACGACGAGGGCUUCGGCCACCGGCCCCACAAGGAGCUGUGGGCCCCCAAGGCCGACGGCGAGGGCGAGGGCGAGCCCGCCCGACAGAGGGACCCCGGGGAGACGCCCGCCCCCCGCCCCGCCCCGACCGCCGCCGCCGCCGCAGACGACCGGGACGACCAGAGCGUGGAGGACGCCCCCCAGGUCAAGGUGACGGACCUGACGGCCCGCCUGGAGACCCGGUCACGCCCAGCCGGCGCCGCCGCUGAGAAGCGCUUCCCCUCGGAGAAGCCCGCCGAGACGCGGCGGCUGCGGAUCGCCUGGCCGCCGCCGGGCCUCGAGGACCAGCCCGCCGGCGGGGCCCCCAGGAAGCACCUCCCCCCCGCCGACGCCGAGGGCGUGGUCGUCGCAGGGGCGGGGCGGCCCUGGAGGUCCAAGUGGCCCCCGGAGGGCGAGGGCGUGGCCCCCGACCCCAGCGGGGACCGGGCGGAGCUGAAGAGCCUGAGGAGGAGCUCCUCGCUGAAGGAGCGCUGCAGGCCCUUCACCGUGGCCCCGCGGCUCCGGGAGGAGGGGCCCCUCAAGGCCCUGCAGGAGCGCCGGGGCUCCCUGGAGAACCGGCCCCCGUCCGGGGCGCGGGAGGAAGAGGAGGAGGAGGAGGAGGGGAGAGGGAGGAAGGCCCGCGCGCCGCCCAGAGAGGACGUGGCGAGCGGGAGGGCCUCGCUGGGGGAGGAGGCCCCCGCCUCGGUGGAAAGAGAUCCGGAGCCAGCGGCCCGGCCCGCCAGCCCCGGCGGCUCCCCGGGCUCCUCGCCACCCCCCUCCCCGGCCCCCCAGCCCGACCCCGACCGCAGCUCGCAGGAUGUGGGCUUCUGGGAGCCGGAGCAGGAGCAGGAGGCAGACGGGCCCGAGGAGGAGCUGAGCGUGGAGGAUGAGAUCAAGAGGAAUCGUUAUUAUGAGGACGAGGAGGACGAUUAGGAGCGAGAGGGGAGCGCGGUUUGGGUCGGCGGCCGCUGCGGCGGAUGGUUUCUACGGUUACGUGUCGUUCGGUGUCUCGGCACGCUGGAGCUCCGGCCAUGUAGGGGAACGCCUGCCUGGCAGCGGGGGGGGGGGGGAUCUCGCUCUGUGGUUCUUCUCUUCUUCUGCAGCCCACUUUCCCUUACUCUCUUAACUGGUCUCUCCGUAGAGGGACCAAAAGACUAUCGAAUAUAUUGUCGAAAAUGAAAGUUGCUUUUAAACCCCUUUUUUGAGUCUUGAUUUUCCAUGAUGAUUGUAUGUUAUUAUGGGCAGAUACGUAAUAACACAGUGAUUCAAACUAGCAAUUAGCGCUCCUCUUUCUGCCUCCUGUUUCUGAAUAUGUGAUGUGCCUUCAUGAUUGAAUGUGCUGCAGGCCUCCAGAGAGGAUCGUAUCUCCGCACACGUCUGCUGGAAAACCUCCUGGCCGUCUGAAGCAGGCUCCAAACUAAUAACACACUUCUAUAUAAAAGCAAGAGGUCGGAUUUCUGAGCCAUUUGCCAAGAGCACAGCACAGGUUAAACUAACAAUCUAAACAGGAUAUUUAAUGAACGUAAUAUUAGUCAUUAAAACAAAUGUCACGCUGUUUUCUCAGCCUUUUUUGUUAUUUAUGAUCAACAAGGGAGAAUAUUAAAAUGCACGCAUUCUCCAUCUGAUUUCCUUCUGCAGUGCGAUAUCUCAACGGCUUGAACAAGCACCAUCUAUACAAACUCUUUGCAAGAUUUAUUCAAUGUUAAUAUGCAUAACCAAAUAUACAGUGAUGCCUUCAGAAGCAGCAUGGCUCUAUGCAGAACCGCGCGUUCUAGAUCUGCUCCAUGCAGAACCGUGAUUACUAGAUCUGCAUGUGGACUCAGGAACACACUGACGGUAUGUUCAGCCAUUCCAAAACAGUCUUCUUCAUCUCCAAUGUUCAGGUCGAAAUGUCAGUAAAAUGGUGACGGUAAAUGUUAAUUAGUCUACUCAUGUUUUAUACAUUUUUACAAAUGACCAAACAUGUUUUGCAUUGUGUUUUUGUGCAAAUAGAAGUUUGACAAUUGCAAUAAAUGUAUUUAUACAGUACCAGCAUCUCAUGUUGACUUUGUGCAGUCUCAGACUCAGCUCUGUUCAGCUCGGGAGCUUACCGCCAACCAGAGAUAGAUUUCAAACUAAAUGUAACUUUUGUAAGAGUUUAGAAUUAUUUCAUCCCAAGGUUGUUGGGGAUGAAGUUGUCUUUCUAGAGAUCAUUGGUUAAAUGCAGAGGUUGAGGAUGUGUGUGGUGUUGGAGGGUUUGUGAGCGUUAUCAUUUAAACAUCAUCAUCCUUGAGUAGUAAAGUAAAGUCACAAAGACGACACACAAUAAACAUCAAGGAAAUAAUAGUCUACAGCCCUUUUCCUUUAAUCGAGUCAUUGAGACACUCAUUCACACAGCUUACAGUGAAUCGGUGUAUGCGUGCCGAUCAGGAGUAAGGAGGGAUUAGGCAUUGUGCUCAAUCAAGACACACUUAUACAUUUGGGAUUGGAUCCAGCAGCAAUUGGCUGUGCCUCUCAAGUUCUCAAACACUAUUUCAGGCAUUUUUUGGUUGUAUUUUGAUUUUUUGCCACUUAAACAUAUGAACAAACAUUAAAAAAUGAUUUGGCAUUAAAACAGUGAACGCUUUAGUCUCCGACUGAAGAACCAGGAUUGAUCUGAGAUUCAACCCCAGGAGACAGAACGGACUUUGCGUUAUGUACAUCGUCCGUUUUAGUACUCAAAAUAGAACAUUAUCAGUCUAUUAAAUAGAAAAGAUACAUGCACACACUGGAACAAUGAGAAGAAGACAGAAGUAUUCAAACUGUAUCACUGACGUGUCUGAACACGGACAUAAGUGUUGUUUCUCCUAAAUAAACAAGCUUUAUAUUGGCCCAUUAAUAUUCAGCUCUAUAGAAGUACAAACAUUAAUGUUUUGCAUUUUAAAGUGCUGACUAUGUAAAGCAUAUUGCAUCACUUGCUUGGAAAAGCCUCUUUUUUUUUUUUAACAGCCAAAUAUUCCUUCGGCUUCAUUAAUAACUAAUAUUCUGACAGUUCCUCCUUUCCUGCGGUAAGGCUCAUUUCGAUUUCACUUUAAUUCCUCAUUCGAUUUGUAUUUAGCAGACGCUUUAUGACCGAUUCCUCUACCGAUUUGUAUUCUUCCGAUGCUUAGUGACCUCCAGGACAUUCAGAUAAAGGUCAUGGAGGAGCAGGCAGGCUGGGACACCGGGGAUCGA